Messenger RNA from Apis dorsata (giant honeybee), 1507 nucleotides. Its product is annotated as odorant receptor 13a-like. Gene Ontology annotation, cellular component: plasma membrane. Gene Ontology annotation, biological process: detection of chemical stimulus involved in sensory perception of smell; sensory perception of smell. Gene Ontology annotation, molecular function: olfactory receptor activity; odorant binding. The transcript has 6 exons. Lineage: Eukaryota; Metazoa; Arthropoda; Insecta; Hymenoptera; Apidae. The record is from RefSeq and is a predicted model, not a curated record. The coding region runs from base 146 to 1378 and encodes 410 amino acids.
GUGAAAGAAAAUUAUGAGAUGGAUGAAAGGCAAGGGCAGUGAUCAUUGGAUCGAUAAGACGUCAAUCACUGUUGGUAUAGAUGAUGAUCAGAGGAUUGAGGGAUUGAAAUAAGAGAUCGAAGAACUCUGUCAUUAAACACUCGAGAUGAAAUCGAAGGAAGUGAGAGAUCUGUCAAUCACUGUCACUGCUUUUUACAUGAAAAUCGCUGGAUUUUGGACAUCGAGUAAUUACGUGGAGGAACGACGAAGGAACGUUACCAUGAGUUACACGUUGUUUGCGAUACUGUUCGCUGCGACCACCGAGGCCAGGGAUUUGUACUUCUCUUGGGGAAAUUUUAGCGAUUCGAUUUAUGUCACGUGCAACAUUAUAACUGUGUCUCUGGUUUUGAUCAAACUGUUAACAUCGUUUAUAUAUAACGAGGAGCUGCUUGGCAUAAUUCAUUAUGCGAAAACAAAUUUUUGGCAUUCGAAUUACGACACGAGCGAAAAAUUGAUAAUGAACAAGUGUCAACGUACUUGUAACUACCUCGUCUUCGUCUUUACUUUCUUCGCCCAGGGGACGGUUUUAGGUUUCAUAUUGAGGCCAAUUCUGGUGAAUCGUGGAAAAAACGAAUCGGACAGAAUACUUCCGUUCAAUAUGUGGCUCGAGUUGCCAUUGUCAAUCACGCCAUAUUUUGAAGUAAUGUUUGUUGUACAGGUCGUAUUCGUGUAUCACGUCUGUGUGUGCUACCACUGCUUCGACAGCCUUUUGUGCAUUUUAAAUUUGCACACUGCCAGCCAGUUUCGUAUCUUGCAAUACAGAUUUGCCAAUACGUGCAACGGACACGAGAAAAGGGAAAAGCGCUAUGAAAUUUACGAUGAAAAAUCGGCACGCACUUUCUACGAAUACGCAAAGCUCAAAGCUUACAUUCGACAGCAUCAAGCUCUUAUCGAAUAUUGCAAAAAAUUGGAAGAAGUGUUCAAUUCAAUAGUAUUUGGACAGGUGUUACUUUUCAGCUUGUUGAUGUGCCUCGAUGGAUACCUGAUACUCAUGGAAGAUACCCCUUUUGGAAGACGCGUCACUUUCGCGUUUCACAUAACGGGUUGCAUCUGUCAACUGUUGAUGUUCACGUACAGUUGCGAUUGCUUGAUAAGAGACAGUAUGGAUAUAGCUGAUGCCGCGUACAAUUGUUUGUGGUCGUUCUUGCCGAUGGAUAAAUACGGGAAAAUGAUACGAAAAGAUUUGAUGUUCGUUAUCACAAGGUCGAGAACACCGUGUUGCCUCACUGCGUGCGGAUUUUUCGCUGUGUCACUCGAAACGUAUACCAGAAUUUUGAGUACCGCGAUGUCAUACUUCACAUUGCUGAGAAACCAAUCCGAAAAUACAGUUAAAACAUAAUUGGCUAAAUGGCAUCAGUUUCGAAUAUAUAAAAAUCGUAAUGAAUUUGAAUUAUGAGAUGUACAUUUAAUUUCGAAUUAUAUUUAUGUGUGAAAAGGAAUAAAAAUAAAAUUUCGUUAACAAAAAAAA